CUGGCGAAAAGAACGCGAAAACCUCUGUUUAGCCAAGAACGACGAUUAAGUUGGACAUAAGUCAAAAGUGAUCAAAAUAAUAAAGUAUAUCGACAGUUUUAAACAAUCGGCAUCCUUAGCAUCAUAUUUAGGCAGUGGAAGAGAAUUCAAGUGCACCGGAUUCGACCCACUUUUGUGGAGGUAAAGUUAUGACUUUCAAUGUGGUUUACAGGAACUAUCCAGCUGUCUACGCCUUGAUUGUGAAAUAAUUUUUCCUAGUAGUGUAUUUUGAGUUCCUAAUGAAAUGCACCUCUUAAUCGGUGUAACGAUAUAUUACAGUUUGUUGACAUUUGUAGAGUCAUCUUUGCAAAACUAGUCGUUGUAAUUUAGCUAGCUAACAAAAGUGAUUCACUUGCUGUCCCCUGCUUUGUCCCUGUGCCAUAGCAUGGCACGAGCCUUGAGCUACACGAGCAAAUCACGAACACUGUCUGUCAGGCAUCCAGUAACGUUAGCUAUUAGCUAUCUACAUGCAAUUUUUUUUUUCAUAUAACAAUGUGCAUCAUAUUUGUGAAUGAUCAUAACGCCAAGGUAGCACCUACUACUAUUCAACUACAUGUAAAAGUAUAUUUUGAUGCAUAUUUUUCAUUUAUGUAACUUUCCUCAGAUCCAGAUGAAUGCAUUAGAUGGGGCAGGGAUGGGCAACUUUGAUGGGGGUGGGGGCCACAAUCUGAACUCAUGAUGAGGGGGCCACAGUGGCUCAUACCUACCUUUAUACAAAUACAUGCAGUCAGAGCUGGCCCUAGCCUUUUGGGGUCACUAUGUGACAUUUUGUUGUAGACCUGGAGUUGCCAUCCAGGCCUGGAGUUUUCCCGGAUUUAGAGUCUUUAAUUGCGUCAACAAGUUCCUCCUCUGUAAUUUAACCUUCACAUGAGUCUUUCUGUACAACUGUUAAUUUUACGUUAUUAAUAGAAACAAAAUCCUUACAAAUAACUUCGGUUAGGAGAGAUGGAGGAGACUGAAAUGAACAAAUAUGCUUAAAGUACUUUGCUUCCGCUUUCAAAAUAUAGUUUGUUGAAUCAUGGGCAUGCUGUCUUAGAAUCUCCCUCUUCUUUUCAGAUACCUCAAGCUGCCAGUUCUAUCCCCCAGCCUUUUAGUGUCAAUUUAUGAACUAGUUAGCUUAGUCAACUGUAACCAUUAGCAUUACAACUGAUAUUUAGAUGACGUUACUCAGCAACUAACCGUGCAGGUUAUAGAUUGUAUACAACAUUUGUUUUAACUUUCACUGUUAAAACAAGAGUUUUAAUGUUUACUCUGUUCAAAUUCAUUCAACACCACAUACUAAGAACAAAGCUUUUACCAGCAUUACAGACAGCUUUGUAUCACAUUUAUUGACUUAAGUGCUAUUUAAGCCAUGGAAAGCUCUAUGUAAGAAAGUAUCUGUCACUGACUGGGGUGGGGAUCGGUGAGUCGUGGCCAUGCUGUCCGGAGUCCAGCCGUGUUUCCAGCUGCUGAGAAUCGGCUCGUCCUCCACAGAUUCGGCUCAGGACCUGUACACGUUCCGUCCGGCGCUGACUCACUCAGUGUUUCGGCUGGGCCGUGCGGCAGAGCUGUGUGAUGUCACCCUGGACUCUACGUCUGUGUCCCGGAUCCAUGCCGAGCUGCAUGCUGAGAGGGAGGUGGAGGGGGCGGCCGAGGGGGGCUGGAAGGUGCAGCUAAAGGACCGGAGCAGCCAUGGUACUUGGGUGAAUGAGGUCCGUCUGCAACCAAGUGUCCAAUGGGAGCUCUCAGAUGGUGACACACUCACCUUCGGCUGCCAAUCAGAGCGAGAGAGCCCAGAGUUCUACUUUCUCUUCCAGAAGGUUAGCGUGCGGCCGUUGGACUUUGACGCCAUCACCAUCCCCAAGGCCGGCACCUUCUCCUCCGACCUGAAGAACCGAAUCAGAACGAGCCUAGACCGGAAGGCGGUGGCCAACUUGGAUCUCUCCACUUGGUCAAUCAACAGGGCGACUGUCAUUCUGAAUUCCAUUGGAAGCCUGAGCAAGAUCAAUGGGAGUCCUUGGACAUUUAAGAGGAGUGACGGCAAUAUCACAGACCCAAACUCCACCUCCCCGCCUUUUACAUCCUUGGUCCCGCCCUCCACCCCUCCUCCCUUUCCACCCACUACCUCUGUGGUCUCAUCCAAGUCACUCCCGGCGUCAUCCAAGAGCAGGCGCAAGUCAGCCCACACUGUACUUCUGGAGGAUGACAGCUCGGACGAGGCCAGGAACCACCGAAGCGUGAAGGACGGCCAGAGAGGGACGAAGAGAAGACGCCUCUACAAGUCAGAGUCUGAGGGUUUCCACGCUUCUUUAGCCAAAACGGACCAGGAUGUACGACGCCAGUUUGAACUGAAGCCUGUGCCUAAACCGAUUGCAAACUGUCACGCAAUCGUCGCUAACGGCAAACUCAACCACGUAUCCUUCAACAUCAAUCAGAGGCGGGAGAUCGACCCAAACCAUCAAAGGACUGGCCCAAAUAUGAACGUCUCUGUGUUUCGACAGCAGAAUAUUUUUCCGCCGCCAUCUUCUGGGCGCGGAAGGCGACGGGCUCACAGCUCCCCAGUGUACUCCCCUAUGGUGGUGGGAGGAGAGAGCUACUCGCUGGUGUCCCCGUCCCUUAGGAUCUGCAAAGAGGAGAGAGGACGGCCAGGGCAGUUUGCCAGAUUUCAUGUCACGGCUGGCAAGCGACGGGGCCGACCAAGGAAGCACCCCCCUCCGCGGCCCUCCCUUCCCCCUCCUUCCUCUUCUUCAUCUUCCUCCACAUCCUCCUCGUCCUCCUCUUCGAGCUCCUCCUCGUCCUCCUCAGAAGACGAAGAGGAGGGGGUAGUAUCCCAGGGGGUGGAGCCGUGUGCUGCACCAAACUGCCGCCUGCCCCAGCAGGACACGGUGCAGUGGGUCCAGUGUGACGACUGCGACGCCUGGUACCACCUGGACUGCCUGCACUGCGACCGCAAGAACCUCCUGCUGGACCCCAACGCAGACUUCCACUGUGGCUGCUGCUGAUACAGCAGGAGUGGGUCACAGACCCUAAACUAGAACACACUUAAAUGCCUUAAUCAUACCACAGUGAAUUUGGGGCUUGUUUACGGAGAAAGAUAAAGACGAUUGUUGUAUAUUGGGGAUUGUAUGAUUUUUAAAGUAGAUGUUGUACAGUGUUUGUGGAGGUUUUUAGUUGCGACUGAGGCUGUCAUGGACAGUGGGGUGGGUCUCAUCUACGGGAUAGUUAGAGGCUGUCCUAAACUGACAUUUUUCAAAGUGUUCAUCCACACUCGCUUUGUUGCGCAACUGUUUGACGAAGAGUGAAAGCUAGGACUCGGGUUAGCAGUGGAAACCCCGGGGACUGAAAUUAACUGCGUUGGAACUAUUUCAGCUACACAAGGGCUACUCUCUGGUGUACAGUAUAAGUCUGGAAACAAGUACAUGUACAGUGACAGACAGUAGGUUUAUAAAUUCAUGUGCUAAGUACUUUGAUAUCGGGUUGUGAAUAACAUGCUGUUGAUUGGGGCUGAUGGAGGUGGUAUUGGAGAAUUCACCAAAUUCAUACCUGCAGUAACAUAAUAUGCAUUGCAAUACUCUCAUCACACAAAAAAAAUGAAUUGAGCAAGGAUUUGCUUAGUUUGGUUCUAUCCCGUUGAGUAAAGAUGUUUACGCAAGGAGGAGCAUGGGUUUUCUGUGUUCCUACUGUCUUUAGUAGUUGUUUUAAUCUAUAAGAGGCUGUUUUGAUAUUUGAGAAUUCAGAUCUAUGACAUGCUGACUUGUUUUUUUUGUCUUCUGAUUAACAUAAGCUGAUGACUUUGAUUUACGUCUCUAACCGUAUGCAACAGUAUGUACCGUAUGCAUGUCUGUCCAUAACACACAUAGAUUUAGAGAAACUCCACCCAGAAACUAUUUUGGUAUUUGUUCCAUUGUUGACAUAAUCUCAUAAUGUUUUGCUUGUGAGCAAUCACGUUUUCAAGAUAUGUAACUUUUAAAUGACAGAUCAUCCCCAUACGAUGCAUUUAGCAUCGUAUGAUACCAAUUUUUCCAAAAUGAAUCAUACAGGGAUGAUUUUGAAAUCUUUAUUCAACAAGGCAAGUCAGUUAAGAACAAGUUCUUAUUUACAACGACAGAUCAGGCGCAGAAUGACCUUGUCAGCUUGGGGAUUUGAUCCAGCAACCUUUCAGUUACUGGCCCAACGCUCUAACCACUAGGCUACCUGCCACCCCUUGAUUGCUGACCAGCAAAACAUGUCAACAAUGGACUAAUGAAACAAAUACCAGAAGAUUUGUGGGUGGAGUUUACCUUCAUCAAGUUGUAGAGGAGGCGUGACCAACACUCUUGUGGAGCUACCCUUGUGCAGGGUUUUGUUCAAGCCCUAUAACUCACCUGAUUGUAGUAAUCAGUUGCUCCUUAGGACCUUGAUCUGCUGAAACAGGUGAGAUGUAAUAGGGCUGAAGCAAAAGCCUGCUCACCCAUUUGAUCUCCAGGAGUAGGGUUUGCUCCACCAGAUGUAUAACAACAGUCUUCACUUUAAUGAUUAGAAGAUCAGCGCGUAAGGGCACGUCCCAGUUGGAUGUCUCCGAUUAUUGGUAUUUGUCUUGAAAGUUACCAGGGAAGAAAUAAAAGGUAUGACUUUU
Messenger RNA from Salvelinus fontinalis (brook trout), 4633 nucleotides. RefSeq names its product transcription factor 19-like. The coding region runs from base 1455 to 3020 and encodes 521 amino acids. Gene Ontology annotation, biological process: regulation of gene expression. Gene Ontology annotation, molecular function: protein binding. The transcript has 3 exons. The record is from RefSeq and is a predicted model, not a curated record. Lineage: Eukaryota; Metazoa; Chordata; Actinopteri; Salmoniformes; Salmonidae. Gene Ontology annotation, cellular component: nucleus.